GUGUGAGCGCCCAGAGCAGAGCAGGAGGGUCACGGUGCAGAGAAGAAGGGAACUUUCUUGUGCAGCUUGUUCUGAAGUAGUGGAUACUUAUAAGAGAAGAAUAUCUUUGAUUUGAAAUGAAGGAUUCAUCGACUCCACACGACUAAAGAAAUUCGGGACAAUUCUACAUUUAUUUGCCUUCAACGACUCAUUUUGGUCACAGGUUUUGAACUUUUAUAUUUUUUAAUUUUGUGCUACGGGAUUUUGUUUUUAUAGCCAAUUAUGGCGGAAAGCAAGCAUCCUCAAGUUAUUUACUGCAACGACUCGCCCAAAAGAGUUUUGGUUUCUGUUAUUAAGACCACCCCUAUCAAGCCACGGAAAGAAGCAAUGACCCCGACCAGCCCUGGAUUCAGUGACUUUAUGGUGUAUCCGUGGAAAUGGGGGGAGAACGCGCAUAACGUGACCCUUAGUCCAGACUCUGUGAGCGGCGCUUCGUCUCCAACCGGGACCCAGACGGUCAGAGAGGCGGACACUGCUCCCUCUCCGGAACAGUUCAAGGAUGGCAUUAGGAGAGGGCGGCCCCGAGCAGACACUGUUCGCGAACUGAUAAGUGAAGGCGAGACAUCAUCGAGCCGUAUCCGCUGCAACAUCUGCAACCGGGUCUUUCCCCGAGAGAAGUCUCUACAGGCUCACAAGAGGACACAUACAGGAGAGCGACCUUACCUGUGUGAUUAUCCAAACUGUGGAAAGGCCUUUGUCCAGAGCGGUCAGCUGAAGACACAUCAGCGUCUUCAUACUGGAGAGAAGCCUUUUGUUUGUUCAGAGAAGGGAUGUGGAAAUCGGUUUACGCAUGCCAACCGCCACUGCCCCAAGCACCCUUUCUCCAGGCUGAAGAGAGAGGAGCCCAAGGAAGGUCAAGGGAACGCACAUAUGGUGGACAACAAGGCUGUGGCGGAGUGGCUGGCAAAGUAUUGGAAAACCCGAGAACAGCGCGCUCCCACCACCACCAAAGUGAAAGCGCAGGGCAAAGGGAGAGCUGAGGACCAGGAACAGCAAGAUCCAAUGGAAUUCCUUGAGUCCGACGAAGAAAAUGAAGAGGAGAUGAUGGCGGUGGAGGAGGAGAAGAGCAGUCAGCAAGGAGGAGCAGCUAAACGCCGCCUUCAAGAGCAGAGGGAGCGUCUCCAUGGAGCGCUGGCACUUAUCGAGCUCGCCAACAACCUAUCUGCUUAAAAAUCCAGCUGUUAUCCUGAAAAAAUCCACCUCCCAAUUUGCCUUCCUGUUUAAAAUGCUGUAGAAACACCUAAUAGGUUGGGUUCACAAUAUACUGGAAUGUGUAUAGUUUAAAAUUGGGCUGGACACAGGUCAGAAUUAUAUGGUGGUAUUUGCUGUCAGAGUGCAGAUUUGUUGACCUGGCUAAGGAUUAAUGGGCCUAAACCAUAGACUGUAUAAAGAAGUGGACUAAGGGAGUUUGAUGUCACCCAUAAUGUUCAGCUCCAGUCAAAUAAAGCUCAUCGAGGCUUGCUGUCGUGGGGGCACAUUUAGAGUGGCGUUCCAUAUUUGGAAUUCUGACCGCAAGUAUCAUAGCAACCAAAGAGCCAAUCUGGAGCGAGGCUGUUGAAGGUAAUGCCAACUUUCUGCCCGUACCGCUAGUUUAGCACGGAGCGGGCGCUUAGCAACACUGGCAAUCAAACCUGUUGCUAACACCAGCAGGAGAAAGAAGGCGCCUGAUUUUUUCUGUUAAUAAUGUUCAUAUCUAGAUUUACAGACACAAUAGUGAAAUAAAAACACCAGGAUCAUGUAGAGUGGGUUAAUAUGAAUAUCUUAAGAGCAAAAUAAUAAGUCUGAGAGCAGCAGUUAGAGAGAGGGGUGACAGUUUUUAAAUGUAAAGUGAAUAAGAGCCAGAGGCGCACCUAUGCGGACUUCUUAGCAGCUAGAAGGUUAGCUAUGUCCAUUUAUAUAUACAGUCUAUGGCCUAUUCACAUGAAACAAAAACUGACAAAGUUCAACACCUCUAUAAAACAAACAAAAGUGAAAUAAUUUUUUUUCACAAUAUAAAGUUAUGCCGUUAAUUAACUCAAACUCACUAAAGACAGGAUUGGUGUCAGUUGAAAGGCCUUCAACUCAUGAGAUUAAUAUCGCAGGUUUGUGGAGCCAAACCCAUACAGGUUCAACGUUUGUGGAUUUGGAUAUUUCUUCCAAAAAAUGUUAACGCCCAUAGAGUUACAUAGGCCUGUGCCCACCAUCUGAGAUUAUCUAAUUCUAGGAUGUGAACCAACCUAUUGCUGACUAGUUUAGCUGGAAAUAUCAAGUUUAACACCAGUCUUUGUUGGGGGCGCAAACUUUGAAAACCUAGUCCAGUUACAGCAACAGGGAGGCACAAGCUAACGCACCUUAUUCAAUAGCUUCCAUUUUAUCUAGGCUGCUAUAUUUUGUAGAUUUGACCAUAUGAAGAAUGUUGUUUUUUCUCUUUGUCUUGUAAAGGCAAAAAGGGGAGACUUUUAUGGUUUGAAUUUGUUUGCACUUUGAUGGUAACGAGUUUUGUUGUGAGUGUACGAGUGUGUGGAAGUGUAAGUAUAUAAAAUAUAUAUAAAGGAUAAAGCUCUGAUGGACAGACUGAUACAGGGUGUGCUCAAGAAUGGUUAGACAAACAGCUUUCUGUCAGCUUUGGUAAUGGCUGGGGGAGGUUUUGUGUUUGUAAUUCAGCAAAUUUUUUACAUAAAGCACGUUGACUUUUUUUUUUUUUUUUUUUUUUUUGUGAUUUACACAAAAACAUUGCAAGUCUAAUCCAGGUGUCUGUUCCAAUCCAAAUUCAAAUUAUUUCAGCAAUAGGCUCUGUGCGCAGUAACCCGCUGGCUAGUUCACUGUGUCUCAAAGCUAACAGUCACUUAUUAAAAUCAGAAAACAUAAACAACCUAUUUAAAUUCUGAAUUAAUUAAAAUAACAAUUACUCAAUUAUUCUUAAAUGCAGAAUACUUCAGUUUGUAGUGUUGUUUUAAUAUUUAUUAUGCCUCAAAAUUAGUGUUAGCAUUGAGACACAAACAUCUCUUUUGAAACAGAAGUGUCCUCUGGUGAAGUAUUCAUUUUAUUUAUGUAGUGUUUAACAUGGUGUCCACUGUCUCAUCUUUAAAUAUUCAUUUUAGCAUAACUUUGCAAAAACUUCAAACACGAACAGUGGGGUUGCUGGGCGCUAUUGUGCACAGAGCCUGUUAACGUUAAAGUUUAGACUAAUAUCAAGUCAUAAACUGGUCACUUAGUAGUUUCCAAGUACUUUUUCUCAACAACUGACUUCUAAUAUAACUGACAAAUUGUUAAUGUGGAAUAAUAUAUACUUAAAAAUGUGCUAUGUAACUUUUCUGGUGGAGGGUCUGCCACGUGCUCGUCACCAUAGAGAUGCUUUAGCUAUGCCUAGAAAGUUCCACAUACAGCAUAAAAUAUAAUCAUGGAAGCAAGCAAGUGGCACCCUCGAGUAGGCAUGGGACGAUACUGAAAUUCACAAUUAACAAUAAUGUCAUGACAACUAUUGAAGUUGCUGACACUUUAAAAAUGUUAUGGAUAUGAAUAAUUCAAAUUUUAAUAUUAACAGGUUUCAUAUUUAAACUGUUAUAGUUAUUACUGUUUAUUGUCCCAUCCCUACCUCCAGGACAAGUUACAGUUCAGAUCUGUGGAGCGACGAUGCAUGAGAAGCACUUAGCUGUAACCACACCAACCUUUGGAUUAAGCUUGCAAUGCACUGAUGAUCUGAAAUGGGUUGUAUCCAGAGAAAACUAGGUGUUUGUUGGAUUGGACUAAUUCAUUAACAACACUACAUCCGUAAACACUGUACUAAACCGCUCACAAACCCUGCCUUUAAUAGAAUUCUUCAUGAUUUCUAUUGUGUAGAUGCAUGCUCUUAGCCUCAUGAAAUCUGUGUCAAACUGGAAGUCAGCUUACAUGUUGAUAAUCAAAACGCCAAAUGAUUUCUUAUAUCCAUAGUGUGUUUCUAACCUUAGUUUGUGUUGUGCUUGAUGAAAAUGAUGGUAAUUAAUAUAUACAUGUUUGUUAGAGGAUGCAGUGUGCACAAUUUACCAAAAGCUUUGAUUUUUAGUAUUUCUCAAUGACCUGCAUUUCUAUUAAAUCAGUAGUUUCAUCCUUGCUUUUUAGGGGUAUUUUACAGACAUGAAAACCUGUCCACACUGUUGAAAUUGUUGAUCUUCAAUAAACAUUCACUGAAUCUCAG
Messenger RNA from Periophthalmus magnuspinnatus, 4195 nucleotides. It is a transcript of the gene znf367, whose product is annotated as zinc finger protein 367. The transcript has 5 exons. NCBI's taxonomy places the organism in Eukaryota, Metazoa, Chordata, Actinopteri, Gobiiformes, Gobiidae. The record is from RefSeq and is a predicted model, not a curated record. Gene Ontology annotation, cellular component: nucleus. Gene Ontology annotation, biological process: central nervous system development; regulation of transcription by RNA polymerase II. Gene Ontology annotation, molecular function: RNA polymerase II cis-regulatory region sequence-specific DNA binding; DNA-binding transcription factor activity, RNA polymerase II-specific. The coding region runs from base 262 to 1209 and encodes 315 amino acids.